Messenger RNA from Cuscuta europaea, 2655 nucleotides. NCBI's taxonomy places the organism in Eukaryota, Viridiplantae, Streptophyta, Magnoliopsida, Solanales, Convolvulaceae. The record is from the annotation of a GenBank genome assembly.
CGCAGCAUCAAACCGCGGCUCGUUCUACCCGUAACACCCAUUUUACGGAGUAUAUAUAUGUAUCCUCCAGAUUUGUCUACCAUGAGAUCGGAACGCGAUCAAUCAAUGCAAGCCUGAUGCUGCAGUGACUGCAUUUAUCUGAGAGCUUGCGGAGAAUUUGAGUGUGGACGAAAAUGGAGCUGUUCUACUACGUGGUGUUUGGCGGCUUGGCCGCGGUGGUGGCAGCUCUGGAGCUGAGUAAGACCAGCAAAGAUCGCAUCACAACGUCUCAGACCUUCAAUGCUUUCAAAAACAAUUACCUCGUUGUUUACUCUCUGAUGAUGGCUGGUGAUUGGUUACAGGGUCCAUAUGUAUACUACCUCUACACUACAUAUGGAUAUGAAAAGGGAGAAAUUGGGCAGCUCUUUAUUGCUGGUUUUGGGUCUUCCAUGUUGUUUGGCACAAUAGUUGGAUCUCUAGCAGACAAACAGGGUCGAAAGAGAGCUUGUGUCACUUAUUGCAUUACUUACAUACUCAGCUGCAUCACAAAGCAUUCCCCUCAUUACAAAGUCCUGAUGUUGGGGCGUAUCUUAGGUGGUAUUGCCACAUCUCUCCUCUUCUCAUCAUUUGAGUCUUGGCUAGUAGCGGAGCAUUUUAAGAGAGGAUUCGAUCAGCAGUGGCUUUCAAUCACAUUCUCUAAGGCAAUAUUUCUUGGAAAUGGUCUUAUUGCCAUCCUGUCAGGAUUAUUUGGGAAUUUUCUUGUUGAUACGUUAAAUCUUGGACCAGUGUCACCCUUUGAUGCCGCUUCAUGUUUUCUUUCCCUUGGGAUGGCCAUCAUAUUAUCAUCAUGGAGUGAGAACUACGGAGAUCCAUCAGAUAACAAAGAUUUAAUGACUCAGUUCAAGAAUGCUUCUAUUGCAAUUGCUUCAGAUGAGAAGAUUGCAUUGCUGGGCGCUAUACAAUCCCUGUUUGAGGGCUCAAUGUACACCUUUGUGUUUCUCUGGACUCCUGCUCUUAGUCCAAACGACGAAGACAUUCCUCAUGGAUUUAUCUUUGCAACUUUUAUGCUGGCAUCAAUGUUGGGAAGCUCAGUCGCAUCUCGCCUCUUGACCCGUAACUCAAUUAAGGUUGAGAGUUACAUGCAAGUGGUGUUUGUUAUUUCUUCCGCGGCUCUCAUGUUACCAAUUGUGACAAAUUUUUUGAUAACUCCUUCAAGUGUGAAAGAGGGAGGGAUAUCAUUUACAGGGUAUAUCCUUGUUUUUGGAUUUUGUACGUUUGAGGCUUGCGUGGGUAUCUUCUGGCCAUCCAUAAUGAAGAUGAGAUCCCAAUACAUUCCAGAGGAGUCGAGAAGUACCAUAAUGAACUUUUUCAGGAUUCCUCUAAACCUCUUUGUUUGCAUAGUGCUGUACAAUGUUGCUGCAUUCCCCAUCAGUGUUAUGUUUGGCAUGUGCUCAAUCUUUCUGUUUGUGGCCGCCAUCUUGCAGAGGCGUCUAAGAGCUAUUACAGAAAAGCCAAAGGCAGAAAACUGGACACCGAUGUUGGAUACCGAGUCUGAUCCACUCAAUGCUCCUUGAUACAAAAUGUCAAGGAAAAAACAGUAUAGGCCAAAUCUGUACCUUAGAUGAUCUGAAUGAAUGAUUCCCACUUAGCUGUUUGGUUUUGUAAUUCUUUGCAUUCCUAAAUUCCUUGAUCUUGAGUCACACAAGUUUCUAAUGGAGACACUUGUUAUAAACAGAGUAAGUUGUGACUUCCUUCUGGUUACAAGUUACACCAUAUAUAGAUAAUGAUGUAUUAAUAAGUGUCUAGUGAACAUGCUAGCUAUCAUUCUUUAUUAUUACUAUCAGCACAGCUGGAAAUAUAUGGUGUGGCUCUUUAUCAUCUCAAGAAAAUGCUGAAAUUAACAGCAGCAGUUAUCUUAGAAGUAGCAAUAGGAUCUUGUGUUGUACUCGUAGUCCGUACAUAUUCUUCAAGGAGAGAGUAUAUGGAGCCUUGAGAAAUAGAUCUUUUUCUUGAUAAAACCAGAAUCAGAAUUUGUGUUCUAGGAAUAAUUGGUCCAUUCAAGAGCGAUUUCUAGGACACAAAAGCUAUUGGUACACAUUUAUCGUACACAUUGUGUACGCCCUCUUAAUGGUUUGUCUACGCAAACAAUUCGUUCACAAAUUGUCUUGUAGAUAGACAAUAAGGGGAGGUGUAUUGUGUACACAUAAGGUGUACUAAAUUUGUGUACAUCAAGCAUGUCUCAUUCUAUGAACUGAGGUUGGAAUGUUGCGACACUGAUUCCACUACAAUGGCUUAUAUUUUAAGAAAAAGUCAUAUAUAGAUCAUUUACUCAUAUUUUGAGAAAUGAAGUAAUAAAACACCUACUCCAAAACUUUUCUACUAAUAUGCACCGGUUGCGUAUAUCGUGCAACUGGUGCAUGGUGAGCACCAUGCAUUCAUAGGGUAUUAUUUUCUCUUUUUUUUUAAAAAAAAUGGUAAUAACUUUUUUAUUUUUGAUCCGAUUUUUAUAAAAUUUGUAUCAACAUUUUUUAUUUUUCAUGAUCUUUCAAAUGAGACCAAUAUUGCCUAUGUAAUUUUAACAUAUUAUCGAACUAUUAUAUUAACAUAUGUAAAAUAUGUAAUUUUAUGUGUAGAAAUAUGCAACUCACGUCCAGUCAGGCCAAAUGCAACUCGUGU